Fusarium fujikuroi IMI 58289 is the source of this 1902-nucleotide messenger RNA. RefSeq lists its product as uncharacterized. The record is from RefSeq and is a predicted model, not a curated record. The transcript has 2 exons. NCBI's taxonomy places the organism in Eukaryota, Fungi, Ascomycota, Sordariomycetes, Hypocreales, Nectriaceae. The coding region runs from base 1 to 1902 and encodes 633 amino acids.
AUGCUAUACCAGACUGCUAUGAAGGCAUCUGCAUCAAUAUACACGUUAUUCGUCACUGCAGCUCUGUUCGCAGGAAUACUCAUUGUCCAUACAGAGCUAGAGUUAAUGGCAGGCCAUAACUCUUACCCAUGGCUCCAGCUAACCCAGCCACUGGAGGGAGGCGAGGGGUCAGAGAGUGACAUGUCUUUUACAACCUCUACAAUGAGCCCAGAACCUUUUACCGCACAACAUUCUAUGGCCUCUCUCGCCGACCUCGAAUUCGAACCAGGCUUCUCAACGCCCAUACCGCCAUUUCCAUCGCACGACGCGAGGGCACAUACACUCAGCUUCGCAGAAGAAUUCCACCUUACCAAGAAAGUGGAUAACGGCACAGAAACAACCAAACUUGAUGCCGAAACGCAACCCCAAUACUGUUCUCUUGAUAUGCUUUCGAAUAAUACGUUUUCAUUGAGGCAGCUGUCUGUUAAGGAAGCUGAUGGAUUCACGUCUUUCGAUGCAUCCGAGACCAACGGGUAUUACGAGCAAAACCCUGUUGAUCAAGUUGCAGAUUUCACAUUCUUGGAUGCUUCAGAGAACUGCGAGCAUUACGGGCGUGUGCAGGAUUCAACGGAAAGUCUAUUAAGUAGAAAGAUGUUCGGGCCUUCUUCCACUUCAAUGUCAAGAUGCGGCAAUGGCCACAAUUUCGAACCACUGGAGUCAAUUAUAGAAGAUCUACCGUCCUUUAGAGAGAAAUCAAUACCUCUUGACCUAAAUGAGACAUGUAUCGACGACGGAGAUGGGAGCCCUUGCCCCUCGAUGAUUGAGAGUGACGAUUCCAGUGUGGAGGACAUUGGAUUGAGAAAAGCCUUUGCUUGUCCUUACUUCCGGCUAGAUCCAGUACGUCACAUCGAAUGCUUGAGCCGUAGGCUCUAUCGCAUACAAGAUAUCAAGCAACAUCUAUCUCGGCGUCACUAUAUCAGACGAGACAAGAUGUCAAACGCUUCAGAUAAUAUCCAGGGCAUAAAUAUAAAAACGCAGAAAAUUCUGAAACUCCGCUCAGAUAGGAGACUGUCACCAGAAAGUCAAUGGCGCGAGAUCUGGAGAACUCUGUUUGAUCGGUCAUUACCAAGAGAGGGGCCCUAUCUUGGUAACUUGAAAGAAGAGAUAGUGGGAAGUGCGAUCACGAUAUGUAAGAAGGGAAGCAGUCGAGUUGUUCCGGGUAUAGUGAGAAGUCUGGGAUUACGGAAUGAUCAAGGUAAAGCCAUUCAACAAUUGAUGGAACAUUUAUUCAGCGGGUUUCAAGCAUUAUCGAAGGAAGAAUCAAAUGAUGUGGAAACAGAGGAUACUUCAACAUACAGUGGCGUUGAUUCGCUGCCUUUGACACCAAAAGGCAUGGACUUUGGCUUUGAUGUACCACUGCAUCGAUCACCCUCGCCACAGAUCCAAGCUUCCUACUCAACUGAAGACAUCAUGCAAAUAGAGCAAUUCAGUUCGGUAAUGCCGACCAGAUUGCCAGACGAUACCACCUUUGAGAGAAACAAUGAGAACGAUAUCUUGAUGGAGUAUCAACCUACGAAACACUUGAAGACAGAUGUUCAAGUGAAGCCUGUUUGGUCCCUGCAUACGGCACUGGGCACGCUCAAGACAGUCGAAAACUCCGAGACAGCUUGUUCCACCAGCAACAGCAAGCCCGACGGAAAGUCACUAAAUUGCUGGACCCCUGUUCUCGAUGAUAGGAAGGACGCCGAUAUAGGGAUGUACGAGUAUGUUGAUGCAUGGGAAUGCGAUAAUUGCGGAUUUGAAUACAUCUUCAGACCUAGCGGAACUAGCAGUGACAUGUUGUGCUUUAAUGUCCUAUGCCUGGGAAGAUUGCCCGGCCAUUACGAUUCAGUCUACAAGGCACGGGUCAGGAGAGGGGGUUGA